Messenger RNA from Microplitis mediator, 2554 nucleotides. RefSeq lists its product as uncharacterized. The transcript has 3 exons. The record is from RefSeq and is a predicted model, not a curated record. Bases 316 to 1839 code for a protein of 507 amino acids. NCBI's taxonomy places the organism in Eukaryota, Metazoa, Arthropoda, Insecta, Hymenoptera, Braconidae.
UUUUUUGCAUUUUCUUAAAGUAUAAUAUUUUAAAAAUAUUGUGUGAAAAUUUGAAGUGAAUCCGACAAAUUCUUUUCGAGUUAUUUAACAAUGACCAAAGGACGCUCGGGUGCUACGUGGCAUUCGAGAGCAGGUAGCUAGAAACAGCUGCAAGCAACCGACCUUUCGGGUUUCAUUGUCAUGAAUAUCUCCCCAUUUUAAUGUAGUACAAGAACUGAAAAAUAAUUUUUGGUUGCCAGUAUACCUGUAGUCGUUGCACUGAUCAGUCGAUAGUUUUGUGAUAAAUUAUUUCUCAAGUGAAUUAAAUUAUUAACCAUGGGACGUGAUUCUAGAAAGGUUUCAAGAGAACUUCGGAGUUCUGAAAAAAUUAAUAAGUCGCGUUCAGUCAAAAGAAAGAAUGUUUUUAAUCCGAAAACAGCCGAACGUGAUGAAAGUAUUCAGAGUACAUCUUCUAAAAAAUUAAAACAAAACACUGAAGAUGAUGUACCUGAAGACAGCAGUACUGAAUUUCGAAUAAUAAAUUUUAUUCAGGUAUUCACUGCAAUUUCUGCUCUUAUAAAAUGUAAAAAAUGUGAUGGAAAUGUAGUGUUUCAAACAGCAAGUACACGUGGGCUGGGAUUCAAAAUUGUAGUUGCAUGUAAUAACUGUGGAAAUGAAUAUAUUCCUUCCUGUUCUUUCGUUGGGCAUUCUUAUGAAAUAAACAGACGUUUCAUUUUUGUAAUGAGAAUACUAGGAAUAGGAUACGAAGGAUUGUGCAAGUUUUGCGGCCUGAUGGACAUGCCGUCUUUUUUAGAUAAAUCUACGCAUACAAUUUUACUGAAACAGAUUUUGAAUUGUAGUAAAGCCGUCGCAGAAACCUUCAUGACGAAAGCUGUGAAUGAAGAAAAGCAAGCAAUGCCAACAACUGAAAAUGAAGAUAUAAAUCAUCUAACUGUAUCGGGAGAUGGAACCUGGCAAAAACGGGGAUAUACAUCGUCAUUUGGAGUUUCUUCUAUAAUUGGCUAUUUUACUGGAAAGAUUCUUGACAUAAACAUUAAAAGUGCAUAUUGUAAGCUAUGUGAGUAUUGGAAAAAAAAAACAAAUACUGUUGAGUUCGAGGAAUGGUAUCAAUCGCAUGAAGAUGUGUGUUCUGCUAAUCAUCAAGGGUCUUCUGGGAAAAUGGAGGUGGAUGCGAUGGUCGAAAUGUUUUCGUAUUCUGAAACUAAAUAUGGAGUUAAGUAUGCCAACUAUAUUGGUGAUGGUGACUCCAAGACCUAUUCAGGAAUUAUAAAAUCAGAUCCUUACGAAAAUACAACUGUAAAUAAAAAGGAAUGUAUAGGGCAUGUCCAAAAGCGGAUGGGGAGUCGAUUACGUACGCUGAAGAGUAAACAAAAAGGUCUUGGUGGUCGAGGUAAGCUCACAGGAAAAUUAAUAGACAAACUAACUGUGUACUAUGGUUUAGCAAUACGCCGGCAUUGUGAUUCUAUUGAAAAUAUGAAAUCUGCUAUAAUGGCAACCUUUUAUCACUACGGCUCGAGUGAUGAAAAACCGAAUCAUGAUAUGUGUCCAAAAGGCGAAGAAUCUUGGUGCUCUUACCAGCGCGCUGAAGCAAGAGGAGAGCUUGAUACCUUUUCUCACGAUUAUUCUCCUUUACCUUCUGAUGUUUUAAAAGCUAUCAAGCCUAUAUACGAAGAUCUUAGUAAUGAAAAUUUACUUUCAAGAUGUGUAGGUGGAUUCAAUCAGAAUAAUAAUGAAAGCUUUAACCAACUAGUAUGGAAAAUAUGCCCAAAAACGGACUUAAUUGUGGGCCUAAUUCUCAUCGGUAUGCAGAAAGAAUGGAUGCUGCACGUAUCAAAGUAGCAGAUAAGCGCGCUAAUGAUAACACCCGAGAAGGUCGAUUGCAACGUAGGCACCAGCAAAUCGAUAUUUUGGAAGCUGCUAUGUCGGCUGAAGAGCUAUUAUAUGGUCCAGGAAUAGAUGACUCAGUGUAAGUUAUUAAAUAAUUCUUAUAAUUCGACAUAAAUCCAUAGCAAAACUUUAAAUGCGUUUUUCUCAAAACUAUGUUUUCUGAACUGGUGAUCACUGUAACUUAAAAACUGCUCGGUAGAUUUCAAUAAAAUUUAUUGUACUUUUGAAAUACAUUAAAAACUCGUGCCUGAUCGAAGGAUUUUUUUUUUUUUUCAAAAUUUCGAUUUUUUUUUAACAAUAAACUGUCGGUUUUUUUCUCGAAAAUUUGAAAAAAAUUUCCUGAGGCCGCCAUUUUGUUAAUUUCGAAAAAAAAAAAAAAAGCUUCGAUCAGGCACAAGAUUAUCUAUUAAUAAAACUAAUUUUUCUUGUCCGAUUGAUUUUAGAUGAAUCUCCAAGGACUUAUGAUGAUCACCGCAAAGGACUUCGGGAGGAACGGGCUCUACAAAAACAGCGAUAACUUUUUGAAUUAUUAAUUUUUUUUUUUGAAAUUUUCGUGAAGUCAAAUCGAAACGUGUUCUAAUAAAGCUAUGUUUUUAUUUUUGUCAAAUAAAGUAAUUAACUACAAAAAAAAAAUUAUUGAAAAUCAUCAUUUUUUCAUACCCCUGAG